CGGACAUGGCAAGCAUGAACGACGUGGUGCAGUCGCUCAAGCCCGCUGGUGGGUUUGAGUUUGACCUGUGUGCGCGGAACAACAUGCUCAAGCAGAUGGGCCUCAAGGCGCCCAAGGCGACGUCGACGGGCACAACCAUUGUGGGCCUGGUGUACAAGGACGGAGUGGUGCUGGGCGCAGACACGCGUGCCACGGGCGACACGACGGUGGAGGACAAGAACUGCGAGAAGAUUCACUACAUCGCACCCAACGUGUACUGCUGCGGCGCCGGUACUGCCGCCGACACCGAGAACACCACGGCGCUCAUCUCAUCGCAGCUCGAACUGCACCGCCUGGCCACCGGCCGCCACUCGCGCGUCGUCACCGCCCUCACCCUCCUCAAGCGUAUGCUCUUCCGUUACCAGGGCCACGUCUCGGCUGCGCUGGUCCUGGGCGGCGUCGAUCUCAACGGUCCGCACCUCUACACCAUCUACCCGCACGGCUCCACCGACGAGCUGCCGUACGUCACCAUGGGCUCCGGCUCGCUCGCCGCCAUGGGCGUUUUCGAAGCCGGCUGGAAGGAGAACAUGUCUGAGGACGAGGCCGUUGACCUUGUCGCCGCCGCCAUCCGCGCCGGUAUCUUCAACGACCUCGGCUCUGGCUCUAACGUCGACGUCACCAUCAUCCGCGGCGUCGACGAUGUCGAGGUCCGCCGCGGCUACCAGAUCCUCAACCCGCGCCCCUACGCCCGUGUCCGCCCGAACGACCUCACCCGUGGCACCACCACCAUCCUCUCCGAGACCCGCACCCCUAUCCACGCCGGCCACGUCGAGUACACCAACGAGGACGCCGUCGACAUGGAGACCUCUCCCGUCGAGUCUGGAGGACCUUCGUCGUCGUAAAACUGUCCCCAUCUCCCUCA
Molecule: messenger RNA, 901 nt
Organism: Thecamonas trahens ATCC 50062
Lineage: Eukaryota; Apusomonadida; Apusomonadidae
Product: proteasome subunit beta type
Exons: 2
Coding region: 6-881 (291 amino acids)
Cellular component (GO): proteasome core complex
Molecular function (GO): threonine-type endopeptidase activity
Source: RefSeq, a predicted model, not a curated record